AUGGGAGGCUUUUUUGCUGUGCCAUCAUUUAGUAAAAGUUAUAAUGUAGCACAACAGCAAAACGGACAAACGAUAGUAACAAAUGAUCCACAACACGUAAGAAAGGAACGCGAAACUUACAAAGUUUAUUGCAAUGCUUCGUCAGAUGUUGAAUCAUCAACAUGGGUUGCGAUAAAAAACCGACGAAAAAAGUCUAAACCAGGAACCAAUCGUAUAAAGACAACACGUUAUAAUGUUAUAACAUUUUUACCGAAAAAUCUUUUCGAACAAUUUCAUCGUGUAGCUAAUGUUUAUUUUGCAAUUUUAAUUGGUCUCAAUUGGAUACCCAUAAUUAAUGCCAUUUCCAAAAUGGUCGCUUUUAUACCAUUAACAGUUAUUUUAACAAUUACAGCUGUCAAAGAUCUUGUUGAAGAUUUAAAACGAUGGCGAAGUGAUUCAUAUAUAAAUAAACAAAUAGCUGAAGUCUAUGACAAAGCAUCAAAAAGUUUUAUUGAAUGUAAAUGGGAAGAUCUUAAUGUUGGACAUGUUGUUCGAGUACGGACUGAUCAAGUAGUACCAGCUGAUAUUCUACUACUCGCUUCAUCGUCUUGUGAAAGUACAUGUUAUCUAGAUACAGCUGCUAUUGAUGGUGAAACGAAUCUUAAACAAAAAAGUAUACCAUCUUGCUUUCUAAAUUAUACAAAAUCCGAAGAAGCAAGUUUUGAAUUACAAUGUGAUCCACCCAAUGAUGAUAUUUACCAUUUUUGUGGUCGAAUAAUUCUAUCUAGCGGAUCCCAUGUUUAUCCGUGUGAUAAUAAUAAUAUUCUUUUACGUGGAUGUGUAUUAAGAAUCACAGAAUAUGUUGAUGGACUCAUUGUCUAUGCUGGUAAUGAAACAAAAGUUAUUAAAUCUUCUCGUCAUACGAUCAGUAAACAUGCGCUUAUUGAACGAUAUAUUAAUCGUGAUGUAUUCUUCUCGAGUAUAAUCUUAACCGCUUUAUGUUUAAUUUGUGCUGGUUUAGCAAUUAAUUGGGAUCUUUCAUAUGGUUCUCAGUGGAUGUUUGUACCAUUUCUAGAAUACAAUCCCUUUGAUGGUGUUGCUGGUCGGUUUUUUAUAAACGCUCUAACUUUCGUAAUAUUAUUUCAAGUGAUGGUGCCCAUCGCAUUAUAUGUAUCGUUAGAUGUUGUUCGUGUUCUACAAAUGUAUACAAUAGGACGAGAUAAACAUUUGAAAUAUGAACAUCCAAUAAGUUGCCGAACAUUUACAAUCAAUGAAGAUCUUGGCCAAAUAGGUUAUAUAUUUUCUGAUAAAACUGGUACAUUAACACAGAAUAAACUGGUAUUCAAAGCAAUGUCAAUUGGUGGUUUACAAUACUCUGUUCGUUCUGAAUUACCAACUGAAAACUCGACGAUUGUUCAACAUUUUCUAACUGUACUCGCUAUAUGCAACACAUCAUUUAUGGUUCAUGAUCAUCAAGAACUGAUGCAUCGAAUUGAUUAUCAACCGAAAUACGAAGGCGACAAUGCUGAUGAUCUUGUACUUUGCCAAACAGCAUCUGAUUUUGGUGUCAGAAUGAUUUCGCGUUCUGCACAAAAUAUUCUUGUGCGCCAUAUUAAUUCGACAAAUACAGAAAAAGAAGAUGUCGAAUAUGAAAUCUUAUGUUUACUACCGUUUGAUUCUACUCGAAAGCGAAUGUCGAUUAUUGUUCGUCGAAACGAUCAAAUAUUUUUAUUUAUCAAAGGCGCUGAAACAUCCAUAUGGCCACAUUUAAGUAGUUUGAAUGACGUCCAUAUGAAAGCUACUAUUGAACAAAAUAGUUUGAGUUUUGCUGAGCAAGGCUAUCGAUCUCUUCUAGUUGCUUAUCGACAAUUGACAUUAACAGAAUUCGAGAGUUGGUUUCAGCAAUACGAACAAGCAGCUAAUUCGCUUGCAAAUCGUGAUGAUGCUAUUUCAGAUGCUGCAACUGCAAUCGAAGUCGAACUGAUGCUAGCUGGUCUAACGGCUGUAGAAGAUAAACUACAAGACGGUGUACCGAAAGCUAUUGCAACAUUACGAUGUGCUGGUAUUAAAAUAUGGCUUCUAACUGGUGACAAGCAAGCAACAGCGCUGAGUACAGCACAAGCUGCAUCGUUAGUUAAUAUUCCACAAACGUUAACAUCAGGAAACAGUUCUCUCUCUAAAAAUAAUUCUCCAGCGACAAACUCUUGGGAUUUUGGUGCAUCCGCACAAGCUCAAUUAAAUCAAUAUACUCACAUGAUUUAUUAUAGUUCACAACUCAUUGAAAUGGAUCAACUAUUGCGUACUCGUGGCGGAACUAUGUCCGAUGAAUUACGUACUGGCGAAACGAUCUCUCGUAUGAGCGAAGUAAUAGCUGCACAAAACCUACCUGUUUCAUUGGUUGUUACUGGUGAAGAUUUAGGUGUUAUCCUUCGAUAUAAACCAAAAGAAUUCAUGAAAGCUGCAUGCCAAUGUCAAUCGGUGUUAUUUUGUCGAGUAUCAGCAAAACAAAAACGUGAACUUGUAUCUGUAGCAAAGUCAGUGUUUAAAUAUCGUAUAUUAGCUAUUGGCGAUGGUGCAAAUGAUGUUGGUAUGAUUCGCGAAUCGAAUUGUGGUGUCGCUGUUUAUGGUCGUGAAGGAUCGCAAGCAGUAGCAGCUGGCGAUUNCAAAAGAAUUCAUGAAAGCUGCAUGCCAAUGUCAAUCGGUGUUAUUUUGUCGACUAUUGGCGAUGGUGCAAAUGAUGUUGGUAUGAUUCGCGAAUCGAAUUGCGGUGUCGCUGUUUAUGGUCGUGAAGGAUCGCAAGCAGUAGCAGCUGGCGAUUUCGCUGUUGAUCGUUUUGAAUGUCUUACUCGUCUUUUACUUGUUCACGGGGCUUGGUGUUUUACUCGAACAUGUGAAUUAAUUCUUUAUACGUUUAUGCACAAUUGUGCCUAUGUAUUCGUUAUUUUCUAUCAUCAAUUAUUCAAUGGAUUUUCUGGCGCUGUCUCCCUUCACUCGUUGUAUCUUACUCUCUAUUCAAGUUUAUUUACCGUACUACCGCAGUGUGCUGCUGCUCUCUUCGAUCAACAUGUUCCAGCUGAACGAGCAUUGCGUGAACCUCAACUAUAUAAAUAUACUCUUCAUUCCAAAUGCUAUCGAAUACAGUCUUAUUGGAUAAAUAUUUUGGAUGCUGUUUGGCAAAGUACAGUGAUUUUUUUUAUGGCUUAUUUUUCCUAUCAAACACAAUCCAAUAUGGAUGUAUCGUCAUUCGGUUUUUCACUUAUAUUCAGUAUGGUAAUAACAUCUUUAAUACAUGUUAUUAUACAAACUUCUCGAAUUGAUUGGUCAGUGAUCGCUGCAACUGCAUUUAGUAUUCUUGUUUUCCUUGGCUUUACAUUAAUAUUCGAUAGUAUCUGUGUUGAUUGUCUUGCAGGCGAAAGUCCCUAUCAAGUAUCAUAUCACUCGUUUCAACAAGGCCGAUUUUGGUUUACAAAUCUAUUGACAAUUGUCACAGCUAUGAUGCCUCGGUAUACAGUCAAAUGUAUUUAUAAUAAAGUACGAAAUCCAUUUAUGUAA
Molecule: messenger RNA, 3531 nt
Organism: Rotaria socialis
Lineage: Eukaryota; Metazoa; Rotifera; Eurotatoria; Philodinida; Philodinidae
Source: the annotation of a GenBank genome assembly